AUGGUCAUCAACCUCCAUUUCUUUUGUCUGGGUUUAAUAAUCAUAAUAACAAUCGUGGCAAACAACAUCCUCGCCGCUGCAGCACCAUUAAGAAGCAGUGGACCAAGAAAUUCAUACUCGUAUGUAUUGGCUUGUGGGACUAAAACUAACGCCAGUGAUCCUGAUGGCAGAAAGUGGAUGCCAGACGCCAAAUUCCUAACCACUUCUCCGGCCAAAACACUCACAGCCACCGCAGAUUUCCAAGACCCGUCUUUAUCCUCCACCGUUCCUUACAUGACCGCAAGGUUUCUCAUGGCUGAAUCCAAUUAUUCAUUCCCUAUUUCUCCACGUUCCCGCCAUUGGAUCAGGCUUCACUUCUACCCUUCUUCCUACCAAAACUUAUUCAACUGCUCCAAAUCCUUCAUAUCCGUCCGCGUGGGCGCCUUCACUCUGCUCAAUAAUUUCAGUGCCUCCAUCACAGCACAGGCACUCACACAGGCUUACAUCGUCAGGGAAUUCAGCUUCGCCCCGAUCGGCUCCCCCACCCUCACGCUCACUUUCAAGCCUUCAACGCACUACAACGACUCCUUCGUCUUCAUCAACGGCAUUGAAGUGAUCCCCAUGCCGGAAAUCUUCAAAACCGCGCCUAUGGUGGGGUGGACUAAGGAUUCCAUUGACACGUCAUCGUUUCAUAUGCAGUCCAUGUAUAGGCUGAAUGUCGGGGGACAGUACAUUUCGGCCAGCAACGAUUCCAGUCUCACCCGAACAUGGUACGAUGAUUGGCCUUAUUUGUUCGGCGCCGCAUUCGGGACCGCCAGUACGGCAAACAAGACUCAGAAAAUUGGAUAUCCCCCUGGGACCCCACAUUUCAUAGCUCCCUUGGAUGUUUACCGUUCUGCAAGAAGUAUGGGUCCCACCGGAGACAUUAACAUACGUUAUAAUCUCACGUGGGUUUUCCGUGUCGAUGCGAAUUUCAGUUAUCUUGUGAGGAUGCAUUUCUGUGACUAUCAGCUAACCAAAGUCAAUCAGAGGGUGUUUUUUAUUUACAUUAACAACCAAACUGCAUUUCCCAUGGCUGAUGUGAUUGCGUGGAGUGGGGCCCAAGGAGUUCCAACUCAUAAGGAUUUCGUGGUAUUUGUAAGAAAUAAAGGAGCUGGAGGAAGCGAUAAUAAUGAAUUGCGGGUGGCGUUACAUCCUAACCGAGAAACCAAACCCGAAAGCUAUGAUGCAAUCCUGAAUGGAUUAGAGAUUUUCAAGAUGAAUAAUUCCAGGGCAACCUUGGCAGGUCCAAAUCCUGUUCCCCCGCCGGAGGUUCCCGACCCUAAGUCUACCAACAAUACCUCAUUUUCAAAUCCAUCCACGCACCGGGGCGGCAUAAUAGUUGGCUCGGUCCUGGGUGUGGCCACGGGUUUCGGCGCAGUGCUUUGUUUGGUGGCUUUCCAUAGACGGAAAAUGGCGGAUAGAAACGGCGGAAAAUCCAGCGCCAAAGGCUGGCUACCGGUUUAUGGAAGCUCACGCUCUUCCUCCACCUCAUAUUCCGGCAAAAGCAGUGGGAGUAGCCGUAUUUCAAAUCUCGGGGGAGGCCUUUGCCGGCACUUCACCCUCCCGGAGAUCAAACUGGCCACCAAAAACUUCAGCGAGUCUUUAGUUAUCGGCGUGGGAGGAUUCGGGAAGGUCUACAAAGGCGAAAUUGACGGUGGAAGCACAAAGGUAGCCAUAAAGAGAUCAAACCCAUCAUCAGAACAAGGAAUCCAUGAAUUCCAAAACGAAAUCGAACUGCUUUCCAAGCUUAGACACCGGCAUUUGGUCUCUCUCAUUGGCGCAUGCGAGGAAUACGAUGAAAUGAUAUUAGUGUACGAUUACAUGGCCAAUGGAACCUUAAGAGAACACUUGUAUAAACACAACAAACCCCCAAUUUCCUGGAAGCAAAGACUGGAAAUUUGCAUUGGUGCUGCUAGAGGACUUCAUUACCUCCACACCGGGGCCAGAUACCCCAUCAUCCAUAGAGACGUCAAGACUACAAACAUCCUGUUAGACGACAAAUGGGUAGCAAAGGUGUCCGAUUUCGGGCUAUCGAAAACCGGUCCAACUCUCAGCCAAACGCAUGUCAGCACAGUGGUGAAAGGGAGCUUUGGAUACUUAGAUCCAGAAUACUUCAGAAGACAGCAAUUAACAGACAAGUCCGAUGUGUAUUCAUUUGGAGUGGUUUUAUUCGAAGUACUAUGCGCGAGAGCAGCGCUGGAAACUAGCCUUCCAAAAGAGCAAGUGAGUUUAGCAGAUUGGGCGUUACAGUGCCAUAGAAAGGGAAAGAUAGAUAGCUUAGUUGAUCCGUUCAUAAAAAUAGAGAUAACCCCACAAUGUCUCAAAACCUACGUAGAAACAGCCGUCAGUUGUCUGUCUGAUCACGGAAUCAACCGCCCCUCCAUGGGAUCGGUUCUUUGGAACCUUGAACUGGCGGUGCAGUUGCAGAGCAAUCCGGAGGGCCCCACAGUUGUGGCGGAACAGAAGGCCAACGAUGCUUACGCCAUGCAUGCACAGUUGUUGAGUAUUGAUGAGGGGGAUGAGGAAGAGGCCAAGAAUCAGUCAGACGAUGCGAUAUUCUCACAGAUUGUAAAUCCGCAGGGUAGAUAG
Molecule: messenger RNA, 2610 nt
Organism: Ipomoea triloba (trilobed morning glory)
Lineage: Eukaryota; Viridiplantae; Streptophyta; Magnoliopsida; Solanales; Convolvulaceae
Product: receptor-like protein kinase ANXUR1
Exons: 1
Coding region: 1-2610 (869 amino acids)
Biological process (GO): protein autophosphorylation
Cellular component (GO): plasmodesma; plasma membrane
Molecular function (GO): transmembrane receptor protein tyrosine kinase activity; ATP binding
Source: RefSeq, a predicted model, not a curated record